AUGCAGAACAGAACCUGUCUAGUUCUCUGUGUCUUUGCCCUCCUGUUGGGCUUCCUGAUGAUCUGCCUGGGGGCCUUCUUCAUUUCCUCAGCCUCUCUGUUCAACUGCCAGGGGAACUUGACCCUGGCCUAUUUGCUUCUGCCUCUGGGGUUUGUGAUCCUUCUGAGUGGAAUUUUCUGGAGCACCUACCACCAGGCCAGUGAAAGCAAAGGGGUUUUCAACCGUGUGCUCAGACAGUAUGGUGCUCAGGGGGCCCUGCCCCUGGCCACAGUGGACAGACCAGGUUUUUACCCUCCAGCUUACGAAGAGAGUCUUGCUGCUGACAAGCAAGCCUGUCACACAGAGCAAGAGAUCUCGGGUGCUCCUCCACCUCUGUACACAGAGAUGGGCCUUGAAUUUCAGGGUGAAGAUGAGGCCCACCCAGAGGACCCACCACCCUAUGACGAGUCUGCGGCAGAUGGGGUGGCAGCAGCAAGGCCGUGGCAGGAUGCUCAGAGGCAAAGCCAAGAGUGCUGA
Messenger RNA from Budorcas taxicolor (takin), 516 nucleotides. RefSeq names its product transmembrane protein 252 (gene TMEM252). The transcript has 2 exons. Bases 1 to 516 code for a protein of 171 amino acids. The record is from RefSeq and is a predicted model, not a curated record. NCBI's taxonomy places the organism in Eukaryota, Metazoa, Chordata, Mammalia, Artiodactyla, Bovidae.